GGGCCGAGCCGGGCUGAGCUGGGCCGGGCCGGUGCGCGCCGCCACCAUGCUGGGCAUGAUCAAGAACUCCCUGCUGAGCAGCGUGGAGCCCUGGCCCUGCCGCGUGCUCAGGCAGGGGGCCGCGGGCGAUGUCGCCUACGAGGAGCGCGCGUGCGAGGGAGGCGCCUUCGCCGCCGUGGAGGUCASCGGGAGGCCCUUCGAUGAGGCCUCCAAGGAAGCGGCCGUCAAGCUCCUCAAGUACGUCGGGGGAAGCAAUGACAAGGGGCUWGGUAUGGGCAUGACUGCCCCUGUCUCCAUCACUGCUUUUCCUGCUGAAGAUGGCUCCUUACAGCAGAAAGUGAAGGUAUCUCUGAGGAUCCCAAGCAAGUUUCAAGAUAACCCUCCCCAUCCUAGUGAUGACAGCAUUAAGAUUGAAGAGAGACAGGAGAUGACCAUUUAUUCCACGCAGUUCGGUGGCUAUGCCAAAGAGGUGGAUUAUGUGAAUUAUGCUGCCAAGCUGAAGUCGGCUCUGGGAAGUGAAGCCGUGUACCGCAAGGAUUUCUACCUCUGCAACGGCUACGACCCGCCGAUGAAGCCUUAUGGGCGACGCAAUGAGGUCUGGUUUGUGAAGGAGUGAGCAUAUAGCUCCUGGUGCUGAUGAUAGUCCCUAUUACUGAGAGCCUCCCCACCCUAGGUCCCCGUCUUCUUCAAAAGAAAAUAGCGACUUGGUAGAAGCAGAAAGCCAUCGUCCCCUCCCUUCACAUGCUGUAAUGAACCAACCAUUUUAGAAGAACAGCACCCAGCCCUGAUGAUGCCUCCUUCCCAGGCCUGGCUGCUCCUUCCCUGCAAACCAAGCCCUCAGCCACAUGGACUCUCAUGAUCUCAGUGGCUUGCUCUUAUCUUGCCUUAUCCUCCCAGCAGGAGCUGAGGCAGAUAAAGUGCUUAAUUAGCAAGGCUGGUGCCUGACAGGAAUCAUGUCCUAAUGCUGRCAGACUUCUAAGCUUGCCUGAGGCAGACAGGAGGAUGUGACCAAAGUGCAUACAAGGACUUUUUUUUUUAAGGUUCUUGAGCUUGCUGCAGGUUUAAAUGUUGCUUUUAUCCGUGCCUUUUGAAAAAGCAGUCUAAAAGGACAUGGAUGUUUGCUAUAAACACAGUCCAAUGAAAAUGAGCACUAUAUAAUUUUCUCUUAGUGUGARGUGGAGCAACACUUUUACUAUCUGACUAAGAAAUAUAAUUUAGAAGAAAAUCCGAGAUUAUGUUUACGAAAUUUCUUCCGCUUGAGAGAUGGGAUACAUUAUGUCCUGACACCAGCUAGGUGCAGGRCAGUGUGAAGACUUCCCAAGCAUUUCCUCGUAUUUCUAUUACUUGUGUGCAAUAUUUCUUUUCUAAAACUAGCUUACACAGGGGCCACAGUUGAAAUGUGCAUGUUACUCUGAUUGGAUUAGAAGAUUGCUAGCUGUGAAGGUAGUUUCUGCUGAGUGUGAAUAUCAAUAUUGAAAACAUUUGUGGGAAUAUGGGAGCAACUGUGGUUGCAGCUCCUUUGAAAAGCUCCCUUCUUUAAAGGAGUCAGUUCCAGCAGGUCUGUUCAGAGCACUUAUCUAUAAAGGACAAAAGCCUGCUUGUUCCUGAAAGCAGGGAUUUACUUAUCAAACAAUGAGUAGCCACUUCCAAAAUUACAAGUAGAAUAGAAAGGAAGAGUCUUGUUUUAGGAACCGUGUGACUGUUUAACUGUUGUGCAUUAAACCAGCAUUUUAGCUGUCAACUGUCUACCAGGCAGGCARCAGAACGAUGUUGGUGGGAACGUGCCCCACACUGCAGGGGGUCCGUGUGUGACUUGUUAACCUCAACUAUAAGAGGUGUAUUCMUGUCCUGCUGAAGUGCCUCGAAGUCUAAAUGCCUCCCAAAAGCUGUUUUCUGCUCAGAGUGGAAAGAGCCUUUUUUCAUGUGGAGGCCAAGUUCUGACUAGCCAGGAGCUUUUUGAUACUUCGUUCUUUCUUUUUUUUUUUCUUCCCGGAAAGCAAAUCUUAAAAGGAGGAAAAUCUUCACAGUAAGAGGAGAAAGAGCUUUGUUGUGAGCCUCACAAAGGAGUUUCAGUUCCCUGUGUGUACGAGCAUCUUGUCAGGCUGAGAAAAAAAAAGCAGAUGAUUAUCUAAUUAAAAAAAAAAAAAAAGUGUUGGCUGCAGUUAGUUACUGCUGCACAAAGGAGGAGAAAUUAAAAGAAAAUCAGAGUAGACAAAGAAUUCAGGAGUCACAGCCAUGAAGCAGUUUUCUGAGGAGCAAAGACUCUUCUAAGCCUGGGUUAAUUUUUAUUUUUACUUUCAUGGGUGAGGGUUAGAGGGGUACACUGCUGCCUGCUUUACAUGUUCAUGGAUUAAUUUGGGACUCUUGAAUAGACUUUCUGUAGGUACAGUCCCUUCUGACUUAGAGUGGUGAAUGUUUUGCAGUAAUUGAAAUGUCAAAAUUUCAUUUUUUUCUCAAAGUUUCUCAAAAUUUACCCAGUGAAAUCUUCAAAACUUGGGGAGGCUGAUAAAGAAUCUAAUGUGAAUAGAGCCUCAAAGUUUUCACAACAUGAAUAUGCACUUCCUUCAGUAGUAAAAGUAAUCAAGCCUGUAGCCUGCUGCUGGCUAAGUGGCCUGUCCUUUUGCAUGAAGUAAAUAGGGCAUUAAUUUCAUAGACAUGUUACUAGCAUCAAAAGUUAUGCAAGCUCAAUUGCCUUUUCUUCACAAGCGAAGAUGCCU
Molecule: messenger RNA, 2717 nt
Organism: Nothoprocta perdicaria
Lineage: Eukaryota; Metazoa; Chordata; Aves; Tinamiformes; Tinamidae
Gene: HEBP1
Product: heme binding protein 1
Exons: 4
Coding region: 47-616 (189 amino acids)
Source: RefSeq, a predicted model, not a curated record